GUUGAACUUGACUUAAAUUUCAAAACUGACGAUGUCAUUGCAUGACUGAAUUGACUCUAGAGGAAAUCCAUCACAGGAUUGCGUUACAAUAAUUGCUUAUAUUUACAAAAAGAAAGCAUCUAGCUUAGUAACUUUACUUUUCGUAAAGAUUUGGUGAUUAGCUAAACUGAUUGACUCGAGAGGUUUCUAUUGAAAAAAAAAUCGAAGAUGGUAAACUCUAAUAAGAUGAGCUUUGGUUUAAUUUGCAUUUUCGUGAUGGUGUUUGUGAUUGAAGGUUUGUAUAUCAUUUUAAGCUGUUAGCCUUUUUAUACUUUAAUGAUAUUUAUUGCAACAUUUUUAUAUCAUAUUUUGAUGAUAUCUGAUUUCAUUUAAGUACUAGCUGGGGCAACGCACACAUGAUAGAUGUUUAGAAUACUGUACAUUCCUCGGUUAGAGAUCAUAUUCACAAUUACGGCCAGGUACUUUUAAGGAUACUCACUCACUGCAUCAAAGUUGUUCAUCUAGAUGCUCUUUUGCGUGCGUUUGGUGCGUAGGUGACCAAUCGCACGACUGGGUGGGGAGUGGGAGACAGCGAAUGAGAGCGCAGCAUGGUGCGCAAUGAGUGUGGAGUGGACAGUAAAACAUUCACUCGGGAAUUAUUAUUGUACAUUCUUUUGAUGCCAGUAAAAACAAAUUAAAAAUAAAACGAACUAAUAUGAAAUAAGCUGAAAUUGAUUUAAUUGCUAAUGCUAUUGGUUGAACAGUAAAUAUAAAUUUAUGCUAAAAAAAAACAAAUUUUAAAAAAUAAAUUAUUGAUUUGUUGCGAUUUUCGUUGUUGUUGGUUUGAAUUUUACUUUAAAAAUUGGAAAGGGUGUGUGGUUGGUUGUAAGCGAGGUUGAGCUCACUCAUGGCCUUACCAUUUCGUCUACUCGGGUGUGUUGUUUUAUUACAAUGCUGUUGUUGUUCGUCAGUCGGGAGUCGACCAUGACCACUUUAAUCAUCAGGGUUUUUGUGCUGGUUAUGUCUGUGGGUGCGCAGAUGGCUAAUGAGGCCGAUUCUGGCACGAAAUUCUCUUGUGCGGUAGGUGCAGGGGGAUGAUGGCGCAUCUCCGGGAGAAGAGUCAGAGCGGGCCUCCUUGGCAUGUCACAUGCGCUCUGCAACCGCUCUUCUGCCAACUUGAUGUUGCAUGGAACUACUGUGCAAAGUGGAAUGCGAUGAAGUUCGAUCCUUUGCUUGUUCCUCCCACGUGUAUUUUAUGUUGAACGCUUUCAGUGAGACUUUUAUGUGUCUUUAAAGCGCUUUUUUUGUCAGCCAGCAGACCGCUGUUACAAUGUUAUAACGGUGAAGACUCAACAUCCUCGGCAUCGUCAGAGAAGGCAACAAUGUCCUAAAUCAAACUCUUUUACAAUUAGCUAACACUAGCCCGUCAUUAUUUGGGUCUGUUUUAGUAAACGGUGAUCAGGGACAUAAAACAACAGCAUUUUUUGGGUACUAGAUGUUCAGUUUUAUUAUUAAAAGUUAGGAUGAAUUUAUCCUUUACUUUUACCAUUCAUCAUUUAACAUUUCAAUAAAAAAAACAAAAAAAAGGAAACCUUUCAAAAUAACCUUAAAAGUAAUGCUAUACUAUUAUCACAAAUUUACAGCAUCAGACAUAUCACUGAUAGCUGAGCCGGCCUCCAUCAAAGAUGGACUCACGAAGACACUGCAGAUGAGAUGUUCCCUCCAGGUAGAUAUGUAAUGUUAGUGUAAUAAUGUAGAAAAAAAAAACGCGAAUAAAAAACUAACAAAAAAACUAAAAAUUAUUUUUUUUUAAAGAAAAUUAAUAAACCACCAUACAGUUUUAAACUAAAGGAACUAAUUCGAUAUUUUAAUGACUCAUUUAAGCUAAAUAGAAGCCAUUCAAAAUGUCAAAGCAUUUACACCCUAUUGGAAUAUAACAAGCAAAUCAAUUUUUUCCCUUAUGCAUCGUAUGUGUUUGAAAGGGGCAGCGACCGGGGAUAUUUUUAUAGAGCACCAGUCUUAGCGAAUCACGUCCCAUAUAUUAAAAGGUUUUCUGCAAUGCACAUAGUUCUGGAAUGGGUGCAGUGAAUAUAAAUCAAAUUUUGUUUUGUUUUUUUAAAUUAAUGUACCGGUAUGUUGAUUUUUAAGUUCAUGAUUAUGUUUGUUAAAAUGUAUGUACAGCGUGGUGAGCCCAGCUCUAGCUUGGGGUACCGCACUAUUGAAAAGCACUAAUAAUAAUAAUGAUAAUAAUAAUAAUAGGUCAUGAGCUUAACACCUAAAUGGCAACCACCCUUUGCUGGGUGUUAUGUGGCAUAGAGCAAGAGCCAUCUCUACGGCAACGGAAACCUCGACUGCGCUCUAUUAUAGAAUAGGAAGUGAUAAGUUAUAACUUAAACUAAGUCUCAAGCAUAACGAUCGUUUCAUCAAUGUCCAGUGUUUUUUUUAUCUCAAGUCUAAACAUAAUCUUGUUCCGCAAUUUCCUUCACAUGGCUUGACUGCAGUCCCACUCAUAGACAAUAACCUCACCAGUUGUCAUGCGGCUCUAUUUAUUUCAUUUCACUUUUUAAAAACAACAACAACCAAGAAAAUCUGUAUCCUAAAAUGAACGCUGGAACAAAACACAUCAAUGCAGUCAUCCAAAUGUCUCACUUUAUUACCAGUACGCCCACCAAGGAGACGAUGCUGCACAAAGCAGAGCUGGGCUGUCUACAAUGACUGUAAAUUCAAUCUCAGUAAAACGAGGUAAUGUAGGUUCUUUCUUACACCUUACAACCUCGUCAUGACUCAUGACGUGACAAAGUUUAAACUUCUCUACCGUAUGAUCUCAGUUCAUUGUCUUUGAAUGCUAAGUUUUAAAGGCAUUAUUUCAAUAUAUAUAUAUAUAUAUAUAUAUAUAUAUAUAUAUAUAUAUAUAUAUAUAUAUAGUUAGAUAGAUAGAUUAAUAGAUAGAUAGAUAGAUAGAUUAGAUAGAUAGAUAGAUAUAUAGAUAGAUAGAUAGAUAGAUUACAUAGAUAUAUCGAUAGAUAGAUAGAUAGAUUAGAUUAGAUUAGAUUAGAUUAGAUUAAAUUAGAUUAGAUUAGAUAAGAUUAGAUAGCUAAGAUACAUGGAUAUAUCGAUAGAUAGAUAGAUAGAUAGAUUAGAUUAGAUUAAAUUAGAUUAGAUUAGAUUAGAUAAGAUUAGAUAGCUAGAAAAAAAGAUAGCUACAUAGCUGCAUAGUUAAAUAGCUAAUAGCUAGAUAGAUAGAUAGACAGAUAGAUAGAUUAGAUAGAUUAGAUAAUUUAGAUAGAUUAGAUAAUUUAGAUAGAUUAGAUAGAUUCCAUAGAUUAGAUUAGAUUAGAUAGAUUAGAUAGAUUAGAUCUAUUAGAUUAGAUUAGAUAGAUUAGAUUGGAUAGAUAGAUAGAUAGAUUAGAUUAGAUAGAUUAGAUUAGAUAUAUUAGAUUAGAUAGAUUAGAUUAGAUAGAUUAGAUUAGAUAUAUUAGAUAGAUUAGAUAAGAUAGAUUAGAAAAGAUAGAUUAGAUAAGAUAGAUUAGAUUAGAUAGAUUAGAUUAUAUAGAUUAGAUAGAUUAGAUAGAUUAUAUUAGACAGAUUAGAUUAGAUAGAUUAGAUAGAUUAGAUUAAAUAGAUUAUAUUAUAUUAGAUAGAUUAGAUUAGAUAGAUUAGAUUAGAUAUAUUAGAUUAGAUAGAUUAGAAAGAUUAGAUUAGAUAGAUUAGAUUAGAUAUAUUAGAUUAGAUAGAUUAGAUAACAUAUAUUAGAUAAGAUAGAUAAGAUACGAUAGAUUAGAUUAGAUAGAUUAGAUUAGAUAGAUUAGAUUAGAUGGAUUAGAUUAGAUAGAUUAUAUAGAUUAGAUUAGAUAGAUUAGAUUAGAUAGAUUAGAUUAGAUAGAUUAGAUUAUAUAGAUUAGAUUAGAUAGAUUAUAUUAGAUAGAUUAUAUUAGAUAGAUUAGAUUAGAUAGAUUAGAUUAGAUUAGAUAGAUUAGAUAGAUUAGAUUAGAAAGAUUAGAUUAGAUAGAUUAGAUUAGAUAGAUUAGAUUAGAUAGAUUUGAUUAGAUAGAUUAGAUUAGAUAGAUUAGAUCUGAUAGAUUAGAUUAGAUAGAUUAGAUUAGAUAGAUUAGAUUAGAUAGAUUAGAUUAUAUUAGAUUAGAUAGAUUAGAUUAGAUAGAUUAGAUAAGAUUAGAUAGAUUAGAUCGAUUGAUUAGAUUAGAUUGAUUAGAUUAUAUUGAUUAGAUUAGAUAGAUUAGAUUAAAUAAAUUAGAUUAGAUAGAUUGAUUAGAUUAGAUAUAUUAGAUUAGAUAGAUUAGAUAGAUUAGAUGAGAUUGAUUAGAUUACAUAGAUUAGAUUAUAUAGAUUAGAUUAGAUCGAUUAGAUUAGAUAGAUUAGAUUAGAUGGAUUUUAUUAGAUGGAUUAGAUUAGAUGGAUUAGAUGAGAUAGAUUAGAUGAUAUAGAUUAGACAGAUAGAUUAGAUAGAUUCGAUUAGAUAGAUUAGAUUGAUUAGAUUAGAUAUAUUAGAUUAGAUAGAUUAGAUUAGAUAGAUUAGAUUGGAUAGAUUGGAUAGAUGGGACAGAUUAGACGGAUUAGACAGACAGACAGACUAGACUAGACUAGGAUAGACUGGACUAGGAUAGACUAGACAGGGAUAUACUAGACUAGGAUAUACUAGACUAGGAUAGACUAGACUUGGAUAGGAUAGACUAGGAUAGACUAGGAUAGACUAGGAUAGCUUAGACUAGGAUAUACUAGACUAGGAUAGUCUAGACUAGGAUAGACUAGACUAGGAUAGACUAGACUUUACUAGACUAGACUAGAAUAGACUAGACUGGAUAGACUAGACUAGGAUAUGAUAGACUAGGAUAGGAUAGACUAGGAUAGACUAGGAUAGACUAGGAUAGACUAGACUAGGAUAAACUAGACUAGACUAGGAUAGACUAGACUAGGAUAGACUAGACUAGGAUAGAUAGAUAGAUAUAUGGAGAGAUGGAUUAGAUAGAUAGAUAGAUAGAUAGAUAGAUAGAUAGAUAGAUAGAUAGAUAGAUAGAUAGAUAGAUAGAUAGAUAGAUAGAUAGAUAGAUAGAUAGAUAGAUAGAUAGAUCGAUAGAUGGAUAUAUGGAUAGAUUGAAUAGAUGGAUAGAUUGGAUAUAUGGAUAGAUUGAUAGAUGUAUAGGAUAGGAUAGGAUAGGUAGGAUAGUUGGGAUUGGAUGGAUAGGAUGGAUAGGAUGGAUAGGAUGGAUAGGAUGGAUUGAUGGAUGGGUGGAUGGGAUAGGAUGGGAUAGGAUAGGAUAGGAUAAGACAGGAUAAGAUAGGAUAAGAUAGGAUAAGAUUAGAUAGAUAAGAUAGAUAAGUAUUAUAGAUAGAUAGAUGGAUAUAUAUAGAUAGAUAGAUAGAUAGAUAGAUUGAUAGAUUGAUAGAUUGAUAGAUUGAUAGAUUGAUAGAUUGAUAGAUUGAUAGAUUGAUAGAUUAAUUGAUUGAUAGAUUGAUAGAUUGAUAGAUGAUAGAUUGAUAGAUGAUAGAUUGAUAGACGAUAGAUAGAUGCUUAUAGAUAGAUGCUGAUAGAUAGAUGAUGAUAGAUAGAUGAUGAUAGAUAGAUGAUGAUAGAUAGAUGAUGAUAGAUAGAUGAUGAUAGAUAGAUGAUGAUAGAUAGAUGAUGAUAGAUAGAUGAUAAAUAGAUGGAUAGAUAGAUGAUAGAUAGAUAGAUGAUAGAUAGAUGGAUGAUAGAUAGAUAUAGUUAUGUAUGUAUCUUUGUAUGUAUGUAUGCUUUUUUCCGUAUCUGUAUGUACAUCCUUGAUUAACAAACAUAAUUUUUAAGUUUAUAGUUAUAAUCACAGUUAUAAUCACAGUUAUAAUCACAGUUAUAAUCACAUGCAACAAAUAGAUACAUUUUCAACCUUGCUGAUGCUGAAAACAAUCAUUUCAGUCAACUCAUACGUGAACACUCUCUCUAAAUAAUAAGAUUAAUUUUGAUGAUUUUAUUUUCAGAUGACAAGACCACGAUCGCGGCAAUUUCAUCUCGGCAGCCGGCUGUUGCGUCAGAAGACGUGGACACUCUCACGGUCCGUGGUAAUUUAACUCCAGGCGUGGACUCCAACUAUCUGCAGUUGACGUGGACCAAGCCGGGGAUAAACCAGGCCGGGAUCUACACGUGUACGAUCAACGCGACGGAUAAUGCUGGCCGUGGUGUCCUGUACAAAUCAAAUACUUACGUAUGUCAUCAGCGUCCUAACGAAGAGGACAUUCUCCAGUACAUCAUCGAAUUAGAGGACAGACUCUCACAGACCGAAACAGGAGUGCAAGAAUGCGAAAAAAGCUUAAAUACAGAACUCACAGCCAUCAGACUGUCAUUGAACAAUUCACAAUCUUACUUGCAGGGGCAGAUCGACAUCUUGAAGACCCAAGACGCAGCCACCGCCGAGGAUCUAAAAAGAUUGGAGACAGGGGCAUCGGCUCUUCGCACCGACCUGACGGCGAUACAGAACUCACUUGACAGCUACGUCGUGGAGGAGGGGGUUGUUUACUGCGGAAGCUCCACGAGUUUUCAACCCACCGGAGAACCCACCUUGAAACGCCGUGUGGUGUAUGUUAAGUUCACCAAAACCUUCUCCAAGCUGCCGACCGUCGUGUGCACUUUGCAGGAGAUGGAUGUGGACAAAGGAUUCAACUUAAGAUUCAAGUACUUUGUCCGUGACCUGACGACCGCCGGGUUCAACCUCCACUGCGAGACAUGGUGGGAUACGCUCCUGUACGGGAUCGAUAUCAAAUGGAGAGCCUCGAUACCCUAAGGCACGGGUGAAUGUUGUUUCGAGUCAUGGAGAGGGAGAGAGUUCACCAAUAAAGCAAUGAAGUGAAGUGGAAGAGUAUCAUCACCUUGGAGCAUGAUAUAUUCAUGCUUAUUUACUGUAUAUAUAUUAUUUUUAUAUAAGUCUAUACGGUACGGUACGCACUUUAAUUUAAAAAAAAAAUUAAACCAAAUGGAAUUGGACCCCAACAGCAGGAGUGCGGCAAUCAUACAGCGAGAGGGCAACAAUCGUAUAGUCAGAGGGUAGCAAUAAUAUCUUCAGAGGGCCGCAAUUAUAUAGCCAGAGGGCAGCAAAUAUAUAACCGGAGGGCAGUAAUGAUAUAUCCACAGAGCAUCCAUCAUAUAACCGGAGGGAAGCAAUCAUACACCCACAGGGCAGAAAUAAUUAGUUUUGGCUAUCCUUUCCUCAAAUUUCCCCACCAAAUGAUAUUUUCUUCAUAGGUCUUAUUUGGGUGUUGUUUAGAUAUUAUUUAGGAUUUUAUUUAGAUACUAUUUGAGUGUUAUUUGGGUGUUUUUGAGAUAUUAUUUAGGAUUUUAUGUAUAUAUUAUGUAUGUGUUAUUUGGGUAUUAUUUAGAUGAUAUUAAGAUAUAUUUAAGCGUUAUUUAUCUGUUAUUUUGUGUUGUUAAAAUGGGAUGGAAUUAACGAAAC
This is a messenger RNA of Lymnaea stagnalis (great pond snail), 7415 nucleotides long. NCBI's taxonomy places the organism in Eukaryota, Metazoa, Mollusca, Gastropoda, Lymnaeidae. The record is from the annotation of a GenBank genome assembly.